Molecule: messenger RNA, 1768 nt
Organism: Durio zibethinus
Lineage: Eukaryota; Viridiplantae; Streptophyta; Magnoliopsida; Malvales; Malvaceae
Product: putative sodium/metabolite cotransporter BASS4, chloroplastic
Cellular component (GO): chloroplast envelope
Source: RefSeq, a predicted model, not a curated record
AUGAAAUUUCGAAAGAAAAAGUCAUUGAAAUUGCUCUUAAAUACUGAAAUUCUUUGUUACUUUUUUAAAAAAAAAAUACAUAUUUUUAAAUUUAAAUCUUUAGUGCAAAUAUAGCAUUCAAAUACAUCCUUAAAUUAAAAAAAAAUAGCUAGGUUAAGUAAGGGUCAAGAAUGAAAGCUCCAUUCCUGUCUAAACAAUCCCUUUCCCUCCAAAGUACGCCUGUUUUACUGAUUUUUUUUUUAUUUUUUCUUUUUGGGAGAAAUCACUGUUGUUGACAGGAGAGUAGAGACAUCACCAUUUCCGAAUAUUGUUUGAGAGGUCUAUGGCGGGAACCAUCCAAUCCCUAAUUUUGACCACUCCGUCCAUCGUGACCAGGCCAUUUCCUCGCCGGAAAGCUUGCCCUAUCAUCAGCCGCUCUCUCAGAAUCAGUCCUAGCCGUUCCAUUUCAACAAUUAUCAGAUGCUGCAAACCGUCCGAUGAGACUCAUGGUUCAGGUUUGGCUAAUGGAUUAAAUUGGACAAAACCUUUGCUGAAUUUUGCGGCUGAUAAUUUUCUUCCCUUAGCACUUGUUGGUGGAGUAGCAUUUGGACUUGCAAAUCCUACGCUUGGCUGUCUUGCGGAUAAAUAUUAUCUGUCAAAAUUUAGCACAUUCGCAAUAUUUAUUAUCUCAGGUUUGACUCUGCACAGUGAUGCAAUUGGUGGUGCUGCCAAAGCAUGGCCUGUAGGAGUUUUUGGGCUAUGCUCCAUCCUAUUGUUUACUCCAUACUUUUCAAGGGUGGUACUGCAAAUUGAGCUUCAACCUCAAGAGUUUGUAACAGGACUGGCUAUAUUUAACUGUAUGCCAACAACAUUAUCAAGUGGAGUUGCACUUACUCAGCUUGCAGGGGGGAACUCUGCACUUGCUCUUGCAAUGACAGUGAUAUCUAAUAUGUUGGGAAUUUUAAUUAUUCCAUUUUCCAUCUCCAAAUUCAUAGCUGUUGGAGUUGGUGUGUCUGUCCCAACUUCACAACUGCUUAGAAGUCUUGUUUUCACACUUUUGGUUCCUUUGAUAUUGGGGAAGGUUUUACGAGAAUCCUUCAAAGGAUUGGCAAACUUCGUUGACCAUAACCGUAAGCUAUUUUCAAAGAUCAGUGCAGUCUUCCUUAGCUUAGUGCCAUGGAUGCAAGUGAGCAGGUCAAGGUCGCUACUUCUGAUGGUUAAACCUGCAGUUUUUAUUGUAGCUAUUGGAAUGGGAACGCUUUUACACCUCAUUCUGUUAGCUUUUAAUGCUCUUGCUCUAAGGAGCCUCUCAGCCGUCUCUGGCGGUAGUAAAUCAAUUUUUGCCAAGAAAGAAAAUGCCCAAGCAGCUUUGCUUGUUGCAAGCCAGAAAACUCUGCCGGUGAUGGUCGCAGUUGUGGAGCAGCUUGGUGGUGCAUUUGGUGAAUCUGGUUUACUGGUUCUACCAUGUGUUUCCGCACAUUUGAUUCAGAUUAUCUUGGACUCUUUCCUUGUUAACCUGUGGCUUCGGAAAGAUCGCUCGUCUAACACUUCCAAGGUAGCCUGAGAAUCAAACACCCUUAAUGAUCCUUUGAAGCGAUAUUCGUUCUUUAUGGACACAACAAUUUUUUUAUGAUUGUCAUUGAUUCAAAUUAAACUCUGAGAAUUACUGCCAAAGUCUUUUCUCAGCUAUCGAAAUCUUCCGUAUCUGGAUCAGUGUAGCCCAAUAAAAAAAAAAAAUUUCAGUGGGUCAUAUUUCAAUUUUCUAUAUGUAAACAUGAUGUUUUAUAUU